AUGAAGCCCUCGAUAGACGACGCCAAGCGGCGGGGCGAUCACCGCUUGAGCGCGAGCAUGCGGCCUACUACCUCUACACAUAGAUACUCCUCCGAUCGCCUGCCCGAGCGCUUCAAGGAUGGCGAUGAUGCUCAGGUUGACUAUACUGCACCGCCCGGGCAUGGGCUCUCGGGAUGGCAACGUUCACUACAUGCAGCAGUCGCUUUUUGGCAUGAUCGCCGCAGUCGGCUCUCGGUCCGACUUUCGCGCCUGCAAGCCGAACAGACUCGCCCGACCGACUCCAACCCGGCAAAAGUGCAGAAGCAAAGGCUCCAGAUGGGAGUCGAGGGCGACAACAUCGAAGAACAACGUCUGAGAACAAACUAUUGCGGAAAGUUCCGGGGUUUGGGUCGAAAAGAAAGAACAGACGAUCCGUCCAACCUCAGUGCAUCGACCCUCACAAUCCAGCCAAGACGCACACGCAGUGCCACGCCACGAGCCGCUCCAAUUCUCACCCGCAUGGUGCAAGCACAGAGCCGUUUCGAUAAUGCCACUUCAACAGAAAUCACACCCUCGAGGCCGGAAACCCCAAAUGAAGACCGAGAAGAAUCUUCUAUACCUGCGCUCUCUAUUCGACUGAUGGAAAUGUUUGGGUUUGAGAGACCGGAGAAGGUCCUAGUGGAGUAUGCUUGCUCCUUCCUGCAGAGCAUGCUUCUUCCGGGCUACAUGUAUGUCACAGAAGGGCAUAUUUGUUUCUAUGCAUAUCUCCCAAAGAAGUCCAGCGAGCCUAGCAAGUCCGGCUAUGUUUCGAAGCGCGGCCGAAAGAACCCCAAGUACAAUCGCUAUUGGUUUGUCUUGAAAGGCGAUGUCUUUUCAUAUUAUGCCGACCCCUCAAAUCUUUACUUUCCAAGUGGCCAUGUGGAUCUGCGAUAUGGAAUAUCGGCUUCUCUGUUGGAGCCAAAGACUGAUGGCACUGAUGCGAAGGACUUCCAGGUCACCACGGAUCAACGAACUUAUUACUUCAGAGCAGAUAGCGCUACCAGCGCCAAGGAGUGGGUGAAGGCGCUACAAAAAGUCAUCUUCCGAUCCCAUAACAAGGAAGAUAGCGUCAAGAUCUCAUUCCCAAUCGAGAACGUGAUUGACCUAGAGGAAAGCCCAAUGGUUGAAUUUGCAGAGACCUUCAAAGUUCGGGUGAUUGAUAGCGCAGAAACAUUCGCCAUCGAUGAAGUAAGCCCGCGUGUUCCACCUUCCUCUAAAUACUUGCUAACCUCUUCGAAGUAUUUCUUUUCCUUCUUCAAUUCGGGACAGGACGCUUUCAAUUAUCUCAGAAGCUUGGUGACCUCGUCUCCUGCGAAAAAUAUGCAAGAAGAAUCCCCCAACAAAAGCGAUGGUAAAGGUCGACUAGUGUCGAGUACUUUCGACAUGGCGCAUUCACGAAGACGCAGUGUUAGUGUCGACAACGAUUUGAAAGGCUCUGCAGACUCAUUCGCCCAUUCUGCCGACCAAGGGACAGAAUCAUCGCGUGUCGUACAAUCGCUAACGGAAACAACGGAAUCUGCAAGCCAGAUACUCAACCGAAGUGAUGUCUUUCAAUCUCCAACCAUGCAUUCUUUGCCCAGGCGCUCAUCUGAUGUGGGGGAAGUCGCCCGACGCCGGUCGGAUGAUACAGCUCGCUCUGCAACAGCUAGAUUGAGCCAUGCCGCUCACUUAGCUGGAUCAAACUACCAGGACAGGAAUGACGAAAACAUCCCUUUCGUGUCGGGCUCUGAGAACCAGCAGAUGAUGCAUUCCCAAUACCACUCGAAUGUACCUCUUAAUGAUCUUGUCAAAGCCGGCGCAUACCCGCUUCAACGAGCUGCUGGAUUCGCAGAAUACUUGAGAAGUAGGUCUAAGCAGAUGAGUAGUCUGCUGGCCACAGAAUCAAUGGGUUACAUCGAAAAGGUGUCCGGAAUGUGGGCUGGUGGUCAAAGGCAUUAUGGCGAGACAGAAGAAGUGCUGCCCGAUGACAAGACUGCGGAUCCCGAAGACCAUGAAAGUGGCUUAAAUCAUGGCGAUCGUUUCCGCGGGCACUUUGGUCUUCCUACAACCGAGAGAUUACAAGCGACAUACUAUGCAUACUUGCACCGGGUGCUCCCGCUCUACGGGAAGAUAUACCUCAGCGAAAGGAAGCUAUGCUUCCGCAGUCUGAUUCCUGGCACUCGAACCAAGAUGAUUCUCCCUCUAAGAGACAUUGAGAAUGUCGAGAAAGAAAAGGGAUUCCGAUUUGGAUAUCAUGGACUAGUCGUCAUCAUUCGCGGUCACGAGGAGCUGUUUUUUGAAUUCAAGAGCGCUGGCGCUAGAGACGACUGUGCCGUCACCUUGCACCAAGACCUCGAAUCGGUCAAAUUCCUCAUGGAAUCAGGUAUGCUAGCAGAAGAAGAACGCGAAGAGGUUGAAGCUGCGAAAGAUGAGCAUCGUCUUUUACAAGAAGCUAGACUUGAUGGCCCCGAAGAACACGAUUUCCGGCCAACGCUGAGCGAAGAUUCGUCUGAAGUGAACCCGUUCUUUGACGAUACUCGUGCUUCCAUCAUAAAUUUCAAGCCUACCGAAUCACUCAAAAUCACCUGUCUCACUAUUGGAUCUCGAGGUGAUGUGCAGCCAUAUAUUGCUCUUUGCAAGGGGCUUCUUGCUGAAGGCCACAAGCCAAAGAUCGCGACACACGCUGAAUUUGAGCCUUGGAUUCGGAAACACGGCAUUGACUUUGCUCCUGUAGAUGGGGACCCCGCUGAGCUGAUGAGAAUCUGCGUGGAGAACGGCAUGUUUACCUACUCUUUUCUUCGGGAGGCCUCGGUCAAGUUCAGAGGGUGGAUUGAUGACCUUUUGUCAUCAUCUUGGGCGAGCUGCCAAGGCAGCGAUCUUCUGAUAGAGUCGCCCAGUGCUAUGGCUGGAAUUCACAUCGCAGAGGCUCUUCGAAUUCCCUACUUCCGAGGUUUCACUAUGCCAUGGACAAGGACUCGCGCCUACCCGCAUGCUUUUGCAGUGCCAGAGAAUCGCAUGGGAGGGGCCUACAACUACAUCACCUACGUCAUGUUUGACAAUAUUUUCUGGAAGGCGAUUGCAGGACAGGUCAACAGAUGGCGAAACAAUGAAUUGGGGCUCAAAGGUACCAGUUUGGACAAGAUGCAACCGAACAAGGUUCCGUUCCUGUAUAAUUAUUCGCCUUCCGUGGUACCUCCACCACUCGACUAUCCGGAUUGGAUCCGUAUCACUGGGUACUGGUUCUUGAAUGAAGGCUCCGACUGGACACCCCCUGCUGAUCUGGCAAAUUUCAUCGCUCGAGCUCGUGCGGAUGGCAAAAAGAUCGUGUAUAUUGGAUUUGGGUCUAUCGUGGUCUCGGAUCCUGCCGCACUGACAAAAACCGUCAUACAGUCGGUUCAGAAGGCAGAUGUUCGAUGUAUUCUCUCCAAAGGAUGGUCGGAUCGCCUUGGAGAUCCUUCUAGUGUUAAGGCUGAGGUUCCUCUACCACCAGAGAUUUUCCAGAUCCAAGCUGCACCCCACGACUGGCUCUUCUCGCAAAUCGAUGCGGCUGCCCACCAUGGAGGGGCCGGUACCACUGGUGCCAGCCUUCGAGCCGGCGUACCUACGAUCGUGAAACCAUUUUUUGGUGACCAGUUCUUCUUUGGAGGACGAGUCGAAGACUUGGGCGUUGGUAUCUGUAUGAAGAGACUCAACGUCAGCGUCUUCUCCCGAGCGCUCUGGGAAGCAACGCAUAGCGAAAGGAUGAUCGUCAAAGCACGAAAUAUGGGAAUUCAGAUUCGAAAUGAGGAUGGUGUGGCUACUGCAAUCCAAUCUCUCUACCGUGAUCUGGAGUAUGCCAAGACCCUCGCGAAACAACGCUCAAUCGCUUCAUCUACCCCUUUCUCGCCAACCCCUUCCGCGAGGGCGGCACCGCAUCAUGAUGAUGACGACGAUGAUGACAUUGAGGAAUGGACUUUCGUAUCUGACGUUGAGAAACUGACCCCCGGCAUCUUUAAAUGA
Messenger RNA from Penicillium cosmopolitanum, 3996 nucleotides. RefSeq lists its product as uncharacterized. Lineage: Eukaryota; Fungi; Ascomycota; Eurotiomycetes; Eurotiales; Aspergillaceae. Gene Ontology annotation, molecular function: UDP-glycosyltransferase activity; hexosyltransferase activity. The record is from RefSeq and is a predicted model, not a curated record. Gene Ontology annotation, biological process: carbohydrate metabolic process. Bases 1 to 3996 code for a protein of 1331 amino acids. The transcript is spliced from 3 exons.